GAUCAGAUUACGCGAUUGCAUAAAAGGCGCCCGGUACCCUGUCCUCCUCUUCGCUCAUUACCACCACCUUGAAUUAUACUCAUCGUCUGAUACAUCUGCAAUCAUCAUGGUCAAAGUUGGCAUUAACGGAUUCGGUCGUAUUGGCCGUAUCGUCCUCCGAAAUGCUCUCCAGUUCUCUGAAAUCGAAGUCGUUGCUGUGAACGACCCUUUCAUCGACCUUGACUACAUGGUCUACAUGUUCAAGUACGAUUCGGUCCAUGGUCGAUUCAAGGGUACCGUCGAAGCCAAGGACGGAAAGCUCUACAUUGAGGGCAAGCCCAUCACUGUCUACGGCGAGCGCGACCCCUCCGCGAUUCCCUGGGGUUCCGUCGGCGCUGAAUACGUCGUUGAGUCCACCGGUGUGUUCACUACCAUCGACAAGGCCUCUGCUCACUUGAAGGGCGGUGCCAAGAAGGUCAUCAUUUCUGCGCCUUCUGCUGAUGCGCCUAUGUUCGUCGUCGGUGUCAACCUUGAUGCUUAUGACCCAAGCUACAAAGUCAUUUCCAAUGCCUCCUGCACAACGAAUUGUCUUGCUCCUCUCGCCAAGGUCAUCCACGACAAGUUCGGUAUCGUUGAGGGCUUGAUGUCCACCAUUCACGCCACCACUGCCACCCAAAAGACUGUUGAUGGUCCCUCCAACAAGGACUGGCGUGGAGGCCGUGGUGUCAACAACAACAUCAUUCCUUCCUCCACUGGUGCCGCAAAGGCCGUUGGAAAGGUCAUUCCUUCCUUGAACGGAAAGCUCACUGGUCUCUCGUUCCGUGUGCCCACCUCCGACGUCUCGGUCGUUGAUCUCGUCGCCCGUCUUGAAAAGGAUGCUUCCUACGACGACAUCAAGGCUGCCGUCAAGGAGGCUGCUGCCUCUGGUCCCCUCAAGGGUGUCAUUGAAUACACCGAAGACGCCGUCGUCUCCACCGACUUUGUCGGCCACUCCGCCUCGUCCAUCUUCGAUGCCAAGGCGGGCAUCCAACUCAACAAGAACUUUGUCAAGUUGAUCGCCUGGUACGACAAUGAGUGGGGCUACUCGCGUCGUGUCUGCGACCUCUUGGUGUACGCUGCUGUGCAGGACAAGAAGGCUGGAUUGUAAUCGCAGAGGACUGGAUAAAUGUUUACUAACAAGUACCUACCAUUUAGAAGAGAUGGUGUUGGCAGAAGAAAAUAAAGAAAUCGCUGUGUUGUAGUUUUCAAUAAUAUUCCGCAUUUGUACAAGUGACGA
This is a messenger RNA of Desarmillaria tabescens, 1255 nucleotides long. Its product is annotated as glyceraldehyde 3-phosphate dehydrogenase. Gene Ontology annotation, biological process: glucose metabolic process; glycolytic process. Gene Ontology annotation, cellular component: cytosol. Bases 107 to 1126 code for a protein of 339 amino acids. Gene Ontology annotation, molecular function: glyceraldehyde-3-phosphate dehydrogenase (NAD+) (phosphorylating) activity; NADP binding; NAD binding. The transcript is spliced from 10 exons. NCBI's taxonomy places the organism in Eukaryota, Fungi, Basidiomycota, Agaricomycetes, Agaricales, Physalacriaceae. The record is from RefSeq and is a predicted model, not a curated record.